CCUGGCGGUCUCUGGUCCUUGCAGCCUGGCAGUAACAGUGCAAUACAUUUCUAGAUCUUUCUCAGCAACAAAACACGUCCAGAUUAUCCAUUGCAAACCGUUUAAUUGAUGGUAGCCGGAACCACUGGUUAUUCCCAGGAGGAGCGACACAAGUGACGAAAGUAUGUCUAGAUUGUAUAAGUGAGAGAUUCAUUGAAGAAAAUCUGAGAGAAGCAUGGAUACUUUCCUACAAGGCAGUCUCACUAGACUCAUCCAUUUCUGUUUCCUUGCUGUGAGAAGUUUUUUCUCCAGUUGGACUAAACGUUCUCAGAUACCUGCAGCAUACGUAGCUCAGACACAGAUCUGUGUUGGGGACGAACUGGACUUACACCAUGAUCUCGUAUUCUGCAGAAAAAACCAAGGGCAUAAAAGCUUUACACCAGUGUCAGAAUUCGACAUCAACUGUUUGCCUGCAGGUUUUAGGGAGCAAGGUGUUCUUGAUACCAUCAGACUUCUAGAGAAGCUCACUGUCCUAGUGAAGACUAAAGUCGUCAGUAAACACAGACCCUCCAGGGACCGUCAUGAAUGCUAUAGAAAUGUAGAAGGUUUCCCAGAGAGCGGUAGCGGCUGGUUGUGGAGUCCUCAGAAAUGCAAAUUCUACACCGAUGUUCCGUGUGUAUGUAUGUCAUGCAUCGACAGAGGCAAUCCUACCCUGGAGUGGGGGGAACUGCGAGUGUAUACAGCGAAGCAUGUUGUGUUUGAUGACGCAGAAGCUUACGGAGCUGAGUUGCGCUUGUUUUACAACAAUGACGACACUUUGGAGACUGUAAGAACUCUGUCAGGGGUCAGUGUAGAUAGCUCUGACUCUGGUGGUGAUAUGUGUGAACUAGUGGUCGUCACACAUGACAAGAACCUGUGGGCAUAUGUCACAGAAAUCAUUAGCUACGCCUACAAUACGAAGUCAAAAUUUACAGAAAGGUCGGAGGCUGCUAAUGACGAAUGUGAACGAACUGAGCUAAAUAAUAAUUUGGCUGUUAUCAUUUCCCACCCUCACGGCUGCAAUAAACAGAUUAGUGUGGGCAGGUGGCUGGAUCGGAAAGUGGUGCGAACUGAUGGAGGGUGUCUGGAGUGGGUUCAGUACGUCUAUAACACACCCACAUGUCCCGGGUGUAGCGGGGCUCCAGUAUACGUUGUGGGUCGAGAGGGCUGGCGAGUGACUCAAGCCCCACACAAGGGUGCGCUUGACUUGGAGAAAAGGACAAACAUCAGUGGUGUGGGUUUGGAAUGGAAGCAGUUGAAAGAGAAUGACACUGCUUCAGCCGGAGAUGUGGGCGCUGGUGAUGGUGCAAGCCGUAACAGCUCAAGGGGAAAUGUGAUCUCUGUUGAUGACGGUGCCGAUGAUAAUUUGAGCGAUUGGGAUUUCAUUGAUUCAGUUUUCGGGUUGCACAGGAAAACAACUGAACUGGAUCUUUAUUGUGCAAGUUCUGCGAUGGCACUCUCUCCAAGUUCCUCCCAGACAGAUACAGGUUGUGGAUACGAGACCAACUCCUGUUCCAUGAAUUUUGUUGCUACUGCUGAAAUGACGGAUUUGCAUCGCGACUUCAGGUAUUGUGCCUCGAACCCUAGCCAUUCUACGUUUAUUCCUUUCCCUAACUUUUCACCGGAGCACCUACCCCAAACUUACAAAGAACUUUUCUCCACUAUUCAACACCUCGGGAACAUAACAGGCAGGGUGCGGGCGAGCCUUGUGUCUCCACAGAGACCCAUACAUUUCCCCCAUGCGUGCCUCUCACAACAACCUAGCGUCGUCCUUCGUUUCGCCACGGGAUGGUUGCAGUUGUUGGAUGGCUACAGUGGGGUGGGAAUCAAACCUUGCCCCUGUGUGAGCUGUCACUAUGGGCCAGAGCCCUUUAUGAGUUGGAGAGGGUUUGUUUUGAGAACUGCUUGCCACGUCGUUUUCAACGAUGAAGAGGCUUUACGUUGCGCCGUUGAUUUCUGUUAUGACAGCAGCGAUCUUUCAAAGGUCAAAACUCUUCGUGGUGUGAAGGUCAUUCGACGAGAUGAGGAGGCUGACCUGGUUGACUUAUAUGUAGUCACACAUGACGUCCAGUUUGCUGAGAAACUACGCCAUGACAUUCAGAUGUUUUCGCUCCGAAUUCAUGAGAUGAACCGAACUCUUGCAGUUGUGGCUCCGUUUUUGGUGGUCAUCGUGUCCCACCCUCACGGCAGGAGCAAGCAUGUGUCCAUCGGUUUAACAGUGAUGGAUGAAGCUAUUGAAACAGACAAGAUGCAGCAAGCUGCAGUGGAAGGAGGUACAUCCGCCAUAGAGGCACCAAGUCAUGGACAGUUCGACUCAUCGCCUGCUUCACAGAUUGCAGCUUGCCCACUGACAGAAUUACCCUCAGCUUUACAGCAGACUCCAAUUUGCUCUCUGUCACAUUUGACCAACGAUGCUUUCGAUACGCCAACGGCCAUGAACUGCAUCAGGAAUCUUACUGAUAAGGACAGUGAACAGCUCAAGUUGAUGCCCCAGCCUAGAUUGAACCCGUCUUCAUCUAUUUGUGUGGAAAUCCCAUUCAAAAAGAUAACGAGCCGAGCGAUUUUGCCGUCAUCACGCCAAACAUCCCCUGGCAACUCAUCGCAAGCACAGAACAAUUGUACCGCCAGUUGUCAUGGUUACGUCCCUUCAACUGAACCUCCUCUCUUCUCCAAACCGGUGAAGUACUAUGUGGUUGAUUCGUGCCGAGGCAGCUCUGGUGCACCCGUCAUGGUUGUCAAAGGCAACGGUCUGAUAUGUUGGCCUAUGACCCAUGGACGGGACCAAAGACAACACUGCCUAACAGAAUAGUGGGGAAUCUAAAUCUAUAGUCUACUUAACUAGUCUCUCUUGUUACUUCAUCAGUGAUUGUGGAAACUAGGUCAUCUUGUUUGAACACAGUGAAUCAAUUUGGAUAAUAUAUUAGGCUGAAGUUCAUAUUUGUUUUAGGGUGUGUUUUAGUGCUUUAAGCUUUUCUUUGAAGGCUUUUUAGAUGAUAUAUGCCAAAGGAAAUUAAACAAAUUGUGUUUAUAAUGGAAAAAAUGGCCCAAAAAUGGUGGCCAUUUGGGAUUCUUUAAUAUUGUUCGGGUUUUUUUUUGCUUAUGGCUUUUUUGUUUUUUUUUAACUCAAUGAAUUGAAACUUAGCAGGCAGACAGGGCCUACUGCAAGACAUGAAUAAAAAAUGAAUAGAAGAUCUUUUUAAUCAAACAAUUAUUUUGAUUUUUACACGAUAAAAUCAUAAUUGUUUUUUCUACAAUACAAUUUGCAUUCUAAAUUAUUUCCCAAACACUUUCAGCAUUCAAAAAGGAAAACUCUGACACGACAGAUUGUUCAAUGUAAAGUUUAAAAAAUAAAUGAGGAGUAAUUCUGCCAAGUGUGAGCUUAUUUGCUUGAAAAACAAAAAAGUUAUUAGUAUAAGUGUGUCAAAAAACUCAAUUUUGAGAAAAUAGCCGAUGAAGAUAAAACCAAUAAUGAACUACCUAUUGCACAUGUCAAGAAAGCUCGAUUAUUGCUAUUAUCGAAAGCAUUUUCGAAUUGUUUUCAAAUGCCAAAUGAUAAAACAAUGGUUUAGGAAUGCAAAUACGAGCAAAUCUAAAAUUGUCCCCAAUAUGAUUGUUUAAAAAAAUCAGCACAUGUCAACUUUCAUGGAUUUCCAUGAGGGAUAUUUAGAUGCAUCUGUGAAUGCUUUCCAAUAAUUUCCAAUAUUUCCAACAAUUGACUUAAUCUUACAAUGUCAUUUCCUGUACUAUUAGAGUUGAUGGCAAGCACAAUUAAUGCAAGGCUCGAUUAAUGUUUGAAGUCGGCACUGGUCUCUUGGGUGGAUUCAGUGCUAGAGACAACGUCAUGGUGGUAAAAGUGCAGGGUGCUAUAGAUAGAUCUUUUGACUUGUGCUUGGAUUUUACUAUCUAGUAUAUUGUGUAUAACAUUGUGUACCGUGGGGGCAAUUUUGGCCAGUUUCGGGACUUCUUUUAAACUCCAUGAGGAUUUUUCAGGAGACCACUUAAAAUUGAUUUAGGCAUAGUCAGUGUUAGACUUAGACUUGAAUGUAAGUCUUUGAUCAUUUUUCAAGUCUGAAAUGAUUGGUAACAGUAAUGCCAGAGAUUGGUAAGCACACACAUACACACACACACACACACACACACACACACACAUACACACACACACACACACACACACACACACACUCACACACACACAUACACACACACAUACAAAUACAGCCAUUUCACAACAAAGAGGUAAAGUUGUUCCUGGUGAUAACAAAAAAUAUCGUUUCUGCUUCGUUUUCGAGAUAGAAGAGGAAGGUAAGGAGACAGAGGCCAGUACUGCUGUGUGGAGGAUGAUUGUUUUGGGAAUACAAAAAGGAAGCAGAUAAUCUGGCAUCUUUGCUGGAAAGAACAGAAGAACGUUCGACUAGAUAUGCACUGACACAAUCAGUAGAAAGACCCUCAGCGGCAUUUUUGAGAGUGAAACGGAGCAUCAAUGUACAUGUCCGGAAUGCAGGGGUGUUGCUUCCUGAAACAAUGAACAAUGAACAAUUUCAAAAAGGAAACAAAAGAAAAAAAAAUACUCACUGAUAUUACAAGUUAUCCAUAAAAUUGUCACUGAACAACCUACAAAUAAGACAGUUGAAAUAAGGGACAUAAUCGAGACAUAUAUCCAAACAUAUUACAUGCUAUUUUAAAGUUUCUUCCCUUUGUCAUGUAACGGGAGUAAUGCUGAGCCCUUCGCGUGACUUGGCACAUGAGGAUCGACCUUGGAGUAACUAUGAUGAUCGACUCUCCAUUGCAAUAGAGCUCGGGUUGGAGACAACGAACUAGCGUCUGUGGUCUAAUUGUUAGGCUCCUCAGUGUUGUUCCCAGGAAACAGCAGCAACCAGCAAUGGUCUGUUUGUAAAACUGUCUGCAUUUGUAUAAUGUUACGUAUUCGGUAUUUUUUUUGUAUAUAUGUUAUAAAAAUGUAUUUGUGGGUUUAAAUAAUGUAUUUUGUGUAUUAUGCUUGCCUUUGUAAUCCAAAUUUUCCUUCGGGGUUAUGCUUGCCAUUGUAACCCAAAUUUUCCUACGGGGCCCAAUAAAGUGUAAUUUAUUUGCUAUUUUUUAAUGUAUCUAAUGACUUCCACUCUCCAAAGAUUUAUACUAUUUGACCUAUUUGAAUAAAAUGAACACCAAACUGUGUAAAAAUGGAUGAUCUAUGCAAUACACUGCUGUUUGAUUAUAAGUUAUAGAUAUGAUGGUUUUGUUGGAGUUUUGUAGAUUUUUGCUCUGAAUGUCAACAACACGAACAUAAUAUGCCGUGCUUCAGCUGAACUGGCGUGCCGUAUACAAUUACAUGUCGCUACCUUAGAACUACACAGUUCUAGUUCUAUAUGAUAUUUUCUUGUCGUUUUGAGACUUUACUAAAACUAUGAGGUCAGAAACCACAUUUUAAUGUUCUAUCUGCUGUAUCAAAAUCGUAAGAUUAUUCAGAGUCGUUAUCAAGAUAUUCAAAGAAUUGCAUUUGAAAAAACGUGACAUCUUGUGAAAUUCAAUGUUUUUUACGUUAAAUUUCUCAAAACUAUGUGUGGUACUGAGCAGAUUGAACCUUGUAAUUCUAAAGUUACGAUGUACAUGUACUAAGACUUAAGUAUACUGGUAUUACACAUGUCUUUUCGGCGCCUUCUUAAACUUCGAACGUGCAGUGUAGGCUACUCCUUAGAACUGCUGAUGUCCAUUUUCCAGGAAACCGUAGUCUCUGGUGGCGUCGGUAGCCUAGUGCGCACUAGUGGUUAUAAACAGGCUACAGGACCUGAAAUCGUAAGAUUUCGGGUUCAACAAGGGAUCGAGCCUCAGCUCGGUCCGACGUUGGGUCUGUGUGAAAGGCUCUUUCUACAGGAAUUUCCUCUUUGACUCUAAAUGAGGAUAACCUAAUAAAUUAUAGUGUUGACAGGGGUAUUGAACCUACACCAUUUCAUUUUCAUUUCUACUGUCUUUGUUCAGUUGGGUUGCUUAAUCCACCUCUUUGUUUCAGCCGAGGCUGCUGUCAUAAAAAGUUAAAGGUGAA
Messenger RNA from Aplysia californica (California sea hare), 6055 nucleotides. RefSeq lists its product as uncharacterized. NCBI's taxonomy places the organism in Eukaryota, Metazoa, Mollusca, Gastropoda, Aplysiida, Aplysiidae. Bases 215 to 2827 code for a protein of 870 amino acids. The record is from RefSeq and is a predicted model, not a curated record. The transcript is spliced from 4 exons.